Electrophorus electricus (electric eel) is the source of this 1415-nucleotide messenger RNA. RefSeq lists its product as uncharacterized. The record is from RefSeq and is a predicted model, not a curated record. NCBI's taxonomy places the organism in Eukaryota, Metazoa, Chordata, Actinopteri, Gymnotiformes, Gymnotidae.
UUCUGAAACUGUUAUAUGAAAGUUAAAUACGGCCACCUUUGCUCUAUUAUGUGUGUAACCUCCUUCUAACGUUUCUGAUUGCUCUUUAACCUAAAAUAGUUUCGGAACCAGAGCUGAAAUGGACACGUUUUUCGCAACAAUCGCUGUAGUUGGUACUGGAUGUCUGAGUUAUUUUUUCUAUAUUCAUUUUUACACUUCUCACUCCCUUUUUACAACUACUGCGGUGUUUGACUGGAAACGGCGCUUGCCAGGUUAUGUGUAUUUACUGAUUAGAUAUAUAUCCCGGUCUGUUUGGAAGAAACGCGGUCAAUUAACGGAGAAAAAUACAAAUGACGAACUUGCUUUUUCACUAAUUAACUGCAGGUACGAGGCGACCUCUCUGCGGAGGUACUGCAGUGCUGUGGGCUAUGGCGGGGACUACCCAGACAGCGAGUUUAGGGACAUCCCGCUGCUCUACCCCGAGUUCCUCUUCGCCCGCUUACUCAACAUGGUCGUAUGUUCAGACCGCUUUAAGUUAAAUCCUCGCGGGCUGGUGCGCGUGUGUGAGACGGUGCAACUGCUGCAGCCCCUGGAUGAGCUGAAGAGAGGCACGUUCUCCCUGCAGGUGGAGGUGAUGGAGUACAGGAGUGUGAGUGGAGGGGUGGAGGUGGUGCUUAGACUCAGUGCUAAAAGCCUCCAGCAGGGAGAGCUAGUCUGGACCAGCAUCCUCACUCUGCUCUCCCCAAGGGCUGCGUACACACACACACUGCAGCUCGAUGCACAAGAUGCUGAGGGAAUGUGUGUGAGGUGUGUUAAGGUAGCAGUUCCAUGGUGGGCAGGUGUGGGGGGUGUGUGCUCGGAGCACGUCCUCCCCGUUCCGGUCUCGGUGCUCGGGUAUGGCUGUCCCACAUCCCUGUGGUCUCUCUCCAGGUGUCUGGCAGAGACAGAGAAGCUGAAAGGAGCCGAGGCCAUGAGAGCUCCUCUCACCCUGACUGUGCGCUACACACACCCUCUCUCCUUACCGAAAGCCGUCAACAUCAGGAUCAGCGAGACGACAGCUGGCCCGGACACGCAGCCAUGCAGAAACUACGUCCUUCACAUGGAGGACCAGAGGACAGGUGCACUGCUCCUGAUGGGGGCGAUAGAGAGACUGUAGAAUAGGAGUGGUGGGACGAAACUGUUUCUCUACUCGGUGUGUGAUGUCGUGUUACACUGAAGCCGAGAACGUCCGCUGCAAAAACUGCAGAGUUCUACGUGUGUAUAUACAUGUAUACAAAAUUCUACAUAUACAUACUACUACAACCACCUGAACACUGUGAGUACAAAUUCCAGAUGGACCCCAGGGCAGUGACCCUGUUUCAGAACACCUGAAUGUUCACACGUGUGAUGUGAUGCAGUAAAGUGUUUCCUCAUAUUCAAUAAAAUACUUACCAGUA